AUGGCGCCCGUGCAGCGCCCAAGUGGCCGCGCAUCGAGGUCCACUCGCCCCGUUCGUUCUAGCCGUACUAAAGUGGACACCUAUCACGAAGACAGUAAUUCUGGAGAAGAGAACAUGGACCCUGAAUCGGGAGAUGGAACAUGGAGGCGCGCAUCAUUGUCUCUGCGCCCGCGCGAUCCGAACCGAAUGUAUCGCGAAGAGUCGACUGAUACCAGUUUCGACGGAGAAGCGGAAAGCGAAUCAGACUCCGCGGUGGUCGGUCCAGCGGAAGCGCCAACGACAUCAAUGCCUGCUGUCCCUACAUCCGAAUCCAACGCCAACGCUCGUCCUUUUCGCGCUCAAUCACAGCCAUCGCGACGCAUGACGGCGUCAUCGAAACCAAAGCAAUCCAAAAGACGUCGUCAGCAGAAACGAGAAGUGGGUAGACGCCGCACCAAGCGACCCAAAAUACAGGCAGAGGACACAAUUAUUGUAGGCUCGGGAGUGAUUCCUCCCUGGCAGACACUACCUUACCAGGUCCUCUUCGAUAUCUUCCGGUGUGCAUCACAUCCACUAUUCAAUGAACAGCUCAACACUCGCACCGAUUCCGCCAAAUGGCUGGUCAAUGUCGGCUUGCUGUGCCGAAGUUUCCUUGAGCCAGCUAUUGCUGCUUUGUAUUACUCCCCGCCCAUGCUCCCCGCCUACAAAAGCCAUGCCUUGAUGAAUCUCCUCUCAAUGCCACAAGAAUCACUGUCGAUGAAUUACGCCAGCAAGGUGAAGGAACUUUCUCUUGAUGUCGAAACACUUAUUUUGUACAAGAGUAGCCCUACGCUCGGCUAUUUCGACCUUCCCAAGUUUAUCGAGAGAAUUCCGCAGGUGCAAACGGUCCGGCUUUACCACAGGUCAGAUUACAUCCUGGGAAUACCACCGUGGAAUAUUCACCAGUCCAGAUGGGGUUAUACUGAACCAAUCUUUUCCUCCAUCGAUAACACUGGAAUUCGUCUUCGCGGCUGGGAAUGGAACAGUCGAUUUUGCGAGACCCCCAAGCUGGUUGAACUCAUGACACAGAAGCACUCGCGAUUUGCAUUCCAUGGGUUGAAAAGGCUCAGGGUGCUCCAUCUCAGUGAAUCGGAGAAAGAGGCUGAUCUUCAAACGGCGACUGUCUUCGCCACGGCUCUUGAGUCCCUCCCGGAACUUCAAUGCCUAGAAUUCCUUGAAUCCUCACUUGUCAAUCACGAGAUCUUGCUAAAGCUGCCAUCCGCCCUCCAGUCGCUCACCCUCUGCAAUUGCGAUCGAAUCUUCUCACAUGAACUCACGUCCUUCAUGAAAUCCCGUGGCGGUCAUCUUCGUGAACUUAACCUGAGUCACAACCGUCACCUGAAUUUGUCCUUCAUUCAGACACUUGGUCCAUCAUGCCCCAACCUUGAACGCUUCAAGAUGGACAUAUCGAUGCAUGACUGGUCCAGCUACCAUGACGUUGAACCACACUUUCUUGAGCUAUUAACAAAAUCGGAAAUUCCCACCUGGCCCGAGAAAUUACAGCAAAUCGAACUGAUCCAGCUUCGGAAAUGGGAUGAUGCCACAGCAGAGGUGUUUUUCACCUCACUGAUUGAUGCGGCACCCCGACUUCGUGACCUUCGGCGAAUGCUUAUUAGUGUGAUUCUGAAGAUCGGAUGGCGUGACCGUGCAUCGUUCCGGGAGCGAUGGAUUAGCCAGCUGGAGCGAGUGUUUUUGCGACGAAGCCAGCCCCCGAAUCCCAACCUACGGUCAAUUCGCAAACGCCCCUUGCAAUCCGGCGCUCUCGCCAACGAAAGAGCCACCCAUCCUGAAGACGGAGCUCUACCUGGCUCUGCACACACCGAGACAGCUGACGGCGGCUCGUUCGGCCCUUCCCAACGCCAUAGCGCACGCCUGGCGCAACACAGAUCCUCACAAGCCGAGGAAAUUACUGAGCUGAGCCCAAUUGAGCCGUUUUCGCAACCGCUGAGCCGUGAUAUUCAAGGCAUGUGCGACGUGGUGAAGAUCCGCAUUGAUAAUCAGAGGCCUACUGAAACGCAAUUCAACGAAGACGAUUUCCUUGACGAUGAGCUGAGUGGUGACGAAGACUGGGACGGCCAAGACUUCGAGCCUGCCCCAGGCCAUGCAUGGUAG
Penicillium alfredii is the source of this 2130-nucleotide messenger RNA. RefSeq lists its product as uncharacterized. The record is from RefSeq and is a predicted model, not a curated record. The transcript has a single exon. Lineage: Eukaryota; Fungi; Ascomycota; Eurotiomycetes; Eurotiales; Aspergillaceae. Gene Ontology annotation, molecular function: protein binding. Bases 1 to 2130 code for a protein of 709 amino acids.